UGUAGGAUGCAGUCUGGAGUGAAGACGCUCUCCGCAGGUGGAGGUGCGUCACUCUGCUGCCUGCUUCUCCUCUGGCUCAUCUACUCCCAUCUGCUUAGAGAGGGCCAGUUGGCGGUGGGGACCUGCGAGAUAGUGAUGCUCAACAGAGACAGCAGCGUUCCCAGACGGACCAUCGCCAGGCAGACGGCCCGCUGCGCCUGCCGGAGAGGCCAGAUUGCCGGGACCACCAGGGCGAGGCCAGCAUGUGUAGACGCUCGAAUCGUGCGGAGCCGUCAGUGGUGUGAGAUGGCUCCCUGCCUGGAGGGGGAGGUCUGCAGCCUCCUGUUCAACCGAUCCGGCUGGACCUGCACCAGGGGCAGCGGUCGCAUCAAGACCGUCACGCCUUUGCCUAAGGAGCCAUCGUAGGAUGCAGAAGAAACAGCAAUCUCAUUGACAUCGUUGCUUCUAAAGGAACUGAGGCCAGUCACUACACCAGAACAUUGUGUCCAUUCACCAAUGAGACUCCCAACAAAACUUAACACCAGGUUUGACCUUUAGUAAAAAAAUAAAAUAAAAUAAAUAAAAAAAGAUAAUAAUACUCCAGAGCUUCUCCUAUCACCACAAGAAGUGAAAGACCCUCAGCAGACACUUGUGAGAACUCUGAGAAGUCUCCAGUGAGCAGCAUGGUACACCAUCGGCAUUGAAUCUUCACCACAGCCAAAUUCGUGGACACAUCAUAGGACAAAAUCCCUGUGAGGAAUAUUUAUCAACCGGGCAGUGGAAUAUUCAUUGAAGUACAUUACUUUUUUCUGUUGUCCUUGUUAUCCAACAUCAAGUCUGUAGGGGACAGCUCCUUGAAGAUUUUUCUUACCUUUGUGGCUUGAUUUGUCAGAAGGUCUUUCAGAAGUCAGCCCCUUCAUCUUCUUUACUGUCCCUGCUGUGAAGCUGUCCAGGGUUAUAUUCCAGCCAAGUUUCUUUAAUGACAGUUCGUUGCUAAAGAGUCGGGACUUUACAGAGGUCAAGCCGGGCCUGCAUUGGAUUCUUUUUCUCAUUUGGCUGGCUGAAACUUUAACACCACCAAAAUCUCUGCAUACACACUUAGACGCGGGACGGGACGUUGUGAAAAAGCAUGAAAGUCUACCGGAGACGACAGAGACGGGUUGACUAUCUUUACUCAAUGACAAAAGGUUGUGACGGAAACGUGGACACUUUGGACAACUCAGCUUAUAACUUAUGUUUUUUAUGUGGUGCCAACAUAGACUAGAAAAGUAGUUUUUGUCAAUGAACCUCACACAUCUUGUACACACCACCGGGAGCAUUUAGCAGAUGUGGACCCCUGGCUCAUUUUAAUGGUCUGUGUGUGUGUGUGUGUGUGUGUGUGUGGGCAUGUUAGCAUCUCUCCGUGUGUGUGUGUGUGUGUGUGCGAGUAUGUGUGUGCGCAUUCAGAGAUACACUGUGAAAUAAGUCAUAUUCAAUGAAUUAUUCAUUCUCCUGUAUAUUUUUGGGACACGCCCAGACCAGAGCUCACCAUCUGGCAGGAGAAGCAUUUGUGAUUUUACAGAUGUUGGAUCUCAUUUGAAUCUUCACAGAUGAAUCCUGGUUUUUGCCUUUUCUUUUCUUUCAUGUCUUUCUUUAGUACAUAGAGAUAUUUAUAUGGGGGGAAAUAUUAUUGAAACUGGGGACAGAUCUGCAGUAUGUCACACAAGUUAAAUUCUGUAAUUAAAAUCAAUUCAUGCGUGAUUAAA
Centropristis striata (black sea bass) is the source of this 1724-nucleotide messenger RNA. RefSeq names its product TAFA chemokine like family member 5, like (gene tafa5l). NCBI's taxonomy places the organism in Eukaryota, Metazoa, Chordata, Actinopteri, Perciformes, Serranidae. The transcript has 5 exons. Bases 7 to 405 code for a protein of 132 amino acids. The record is from RefSeq and is a predicted model, not a curated record.